This is a messenger RNA of Fraxinus pennsylvanica, 903 nucleotides long. Lineage: Eukaryota; Viridiplantae; Streptophyta; Magnoliopsida; Lamiales; Oleaceae. The record is from the annotation of a GenBank genome assembly.
AUGGAAAGCGAUGAACUGUACAUGCAAGUUCAGAGGCCAAAAUAUGAUUGUCUUCUAUUUGAUCUUGAUGAUACUCUUUACCCCCUAAGUUCUGGUCUGGCAUCGGCUGUUCUUAAAAACAUUCAAGAUUAUAUGAUCAAAAAACUUGGAAUUGAAGAGAGCAAAAUCACUGAUAUGGGUAACCUGCUGUACAAUAACUAUGGGACUACAAUGGCAGGCCUUAGGGCUAUUGGCUAUGAUUUUGACUAUGAUGAAUAUCAUAGUUUUGUCCAUGGGAGAUUGCCUUAUGAAAAUCUAAAGCCGGAUCCUGUUCUGAGAAGCCUUUUGUUAAGCUUGCCAGUUCGGAAAGUUAUUUUCACAAAUGCUGAUAAAGUCCAUGCCAUCAAGGUUCUCAGCAAACUUGGUUUGGAGGACUGUUUUGAAGGGAUUAUUUGCUUUGAGACUCUGAAUCCUAUUCACAAGAGCUCGAUAUCUGAUGAUGAAGAUGAUAUUGAGUUUCUGGGAUCCACACAAUCUUCUACUGCCUCUAACGGCAGCCCUCAGAUUUUCGACAUUAUUGGACAUUUUUGUCAGCCUAAUGAGGGAUCUGAUGGGUUGCCAAAGACACCAGUUAUCUGCAAACCAUCAGAAUCUGCCAUCGAAAGGGCUCUUGAAAUUGCCUAUAUCAAUCCACUCAGAACUUUGUUCUUUGAGGAUAGUGUUCGAAACAUUCAGUCUGGAAAACGGGUAGGCCUCCAUACUGUGCUGGUUGGGAAAUCUCAGAAAGUGAAAGGAGCAGAUUAUGCAAUGGAAAGCAUCCACUAUCUGAGGGAAGCAAUACCAGAACUUUGGGAAAAUGACAAGAUUCGUGAAGUUAAUUACUCUGGUGUGGGGGUUGCUGUUGAGACGUCUAUCACAACUUAG